AGAAUAAAUCAAUGUCGCAGUGAAAGACGCAUGCGAGCAGCAAGGGAGGGAGGGAGGAAGAGGAGAACAGGCAGACCGGGGAGGAAGCAGACAAAGCUGUCAAACUCCAAAAUCCGCUGUGAGACAGAGCUGCUUAUUCAUCAGCGCUCAUCUAAUUUUUAAAAAAAAGUGAGAUUUUAAAUCAGGGAGGGAUGCAGGCUGCACAGGGGGAUAAGUCGGAGUUGGACUUUAAGUUGGACAUUUGUGCGCGUGGCUGUGGAGGGGCCAGGCUGCCCGCAGACGCAAAGAUGAUGGAGGAAGACAAGGACGAAAAGAGGAAGAUCCAGUUUUCUGUGCCUUCAUCCGUGCCAGUCCAACUGGACCCGCGCCAGGUGGAGAUGAUUCGACGUCGGAGGCCGACACCUGCCACGCUUUUCAGACUGACAGAUGCAGCGUCUCCUGAGGAAGACAGUGGCCAGCGUCAGCGGUCCCUGGGUGAAAAAGGCGUUUUAAAACCUAAACUUGUUCAUAUGUCAACUUACCAGCCACCCUCUCUAAAAGCUGUCCAGAGGAUGGCCCAGGCACACUUCUCCUCCUUAGACAUGGACAAAGAGACUUCUCCAGCGGAUGAAGAGGUGCAGCGUGAUGUGAAGAGGCAGCAGAUGGGCGCCGCCACAGUGCCAGAUCCGUAUGAAGAAAGCAAAGCAGGAAAAUCCAACAGCGAAGGCUGAGCUCAGCCUUGACAAAUGAAAAGAAACAACACCCAGAACGAGGGAGGAAAGAGUUAAUGACAAAAGAAAAGAGGUCUGAGAGAAAUCAAGUCGGGAAGAGUGUUUGUAAUUGUAAGAUUUUGUGUAUGCAUGCCACAAAAACGAUUAAUUCGGGCAAACAUUUCUGUUAUUUAAAAGUUGGAACUCCUUUGAACAGAUUAGAUCAGAAGUAAAUUAAUAUUUUAUUUAAAUUUCAGAAACACUGCAAUAGAAUAACUAAUUUCCAAACGUGUUUUUUGUUUAUAUAUUCAAAUGCUGACCAAGAACCACAUUGAUUUGCCUAAAGGAAUUAAAUAUAAUUAAAAAAAAUGAUGUAGUUAUAGUAACUUAAGUGUGAAGUAUUUAAGUUGUGUUACUAGAGCAACAAUGUUUUACUGAAAUUAGUCUAACAGAAAGGGAGUUUUUAUUUUUUGUACAGUUCUCAGCCAGAAAGUGGGAAUGAGGUUGUGGAGUGAACGCGGUGCAUGAAUGACCUUUGAUAGAUAUUCUCAUGGGAGUUCUCUCAGGAACUGUACACGUUUGCAAGGUCAAUGGGAAAAAAAA
Messenger RNA from Oryzias latipes (Japanese medaka), 1292 nucleotides. RefSeq names its product protein phosphatase 1 regulatory subunit 1B. Gene Ontology annotation, biological process: intracellular signal transduction. NCBI's taxonomy places the organism in Eukaryota, Metazoa, Chordata, Actinopteri, Beloniformes, Adrianichthyidae. Gene Ontology annotation, molecular function: protein phosphatase inhibitor activity. Gene Ontology annotation, cellular component: cytoplasm. The record is from RefSeq and is a predicted model, not a curated record.